Messenger RNA from Sinocyclocheilus rhinocerous, 3198 nucleotides. RefSeq names its product flotillin-2. Gene Ontology annotation, cellular component: plasma membrane; flotillin complex; cytoplasmic vesicle. The transcript has 12 exons. Gene Ontology annotation, molecular function: protease binding. Gene Ontology annotation, biological process: protein localization to plasma membrane; regulation of myoblast differentiation. The coding region runs from base 161 to 1441 and encodes 426 amino acids. NCBI's taxonomy places the organism in Eukaryota, Metazoa, Chordata, Actinopteri, Cypriniformes, Cyprinidae. The record is from RefSeq and is a predicted model, not a curated record.
CUUCCUGUGGUGGGUAGUGUCGCCUGUGUUGACACACAUUUAUUCUCUCACUAGGGCGGAGAUUUGUUCAUUUUACGAGUCAAAAAUCUGCUAAAUAAACGCUUUAUGUAAUAGAUAGCAAUACAUACGAAAGGAUUAUUGUUUGGUAUUAAAUGCAAGUAUGGGUUGCUGCCUGACUGUUGGACCAAAUGAAGCGCUCGUUGUGUCAGGUGCCUGUUGUGGGUCAGAUGCAAAGACGUAUGUGGUGGGAGGCUGGGCGUGGGCAUGGUGGCUUAUAUCAGACACACAGAGAAUUACACUAGAGAUUAUGACACUACAGCCUAAGUGUGAAGACGUGGAGACAGCGGAGGGAGUCGCUAUUACAGUUACAGGAGUUGCUCAAGUCAAGGUCAUGACUGACAAAGACUUGCUGGCUGUUGCCUGUGAGCAGUUUCUGGGAAAGUCUGUCAUGGAAAUCAAGGCUGUGGUCCUGCAAACCCUAGAGGGACAUUUGCGUUCUAUCUUAGGCACUUUGACAGUGGAGCAGAUCUACCAGGACAGAGAUGAGUUUGCUCGGCUGGUGAGGGAGGUGGCAGCUCCUGAUGUGGGCCGGAUGGGCAUUGAAAUCCUCAGCUUCACUAUAAAAGAUGUCUAUGAUAAGCUGGACUACCUGAGCUCUCUUGGAAAAACUCAGACAGCGGCUGUACAAAGGGAUGCCGACAUCGGAGUAGCCGAGGCAGAGAGGGAUGCUGGGAUUAGAGAAGCUGAGUGCAAGAAAGAAAUGAUGGAUGUGAAGUUCUUGGCCGACACAAAAAUGGCCGACUCCAAACGAGAGCUGGAGCUGCAGAAAGCUGCUUUCAAUCAAGAAGUGAACACUAAGAAAGCUGAGUCUCAGCUGGCCUAUGAACUACAGGCAGCUAAAGAGCAGCAGAAGAUCAGAUUGGAGGAGAUUGAAAUCGAGGUUGUGCAGAGGAAAAAGCAGAUCUCCAUCGAGGAGAAAGAGAUUGACAGGACAGAGAAGGAGCUGAUUGCGACGGUCAAGCGUCCUGCUGAAGCAGAGGCUUACAAGAUGCAGCAGCUGGCUGAAGGACAAAAGUUGAAGAAAGUGCUGAUUGCUCAGGCCGAGUCGGAGAAGAUCAGGAAGAUCGGAGAGGCAGAGGCCAUCUCUAUCUCAUCUGUGGGGAAGGCUGAAGCCGAGAGAAUGAGGCUGAAGGCAGAGGCCUACCAGCAGUACGGAGAGGCCGCCAAGACUGCACUCGUCCUAGAAGCGCUGCCCAAGAUUGCUGGAAAGGUAGCGGCUCCUCUGGCCAGGACCAAUGAGAUUGUUAUUCUGAGUGGGGACGGAAGCCGCGUGACCGGGGAGGUGAACCGCCUCCUCGCCGAGCUGCCCGUGUCUAUUAAUGCACUCACGGGUGUGGACCUGUCCAAGAUGCCUCUGUUGCAGAAGAUGACAGGUGCUUAAGCAUGAAGUCAAUCAUUGUCUCCUUCAUGAUGUGUUGUAUGCACUCACAGAAACGGCCUUUAGAAGAUUUUUUUUUUUAAUUAAAAAACAAAACAAAACAAAAAACAAGUAGAUUUUUGAUACCUCUGGUGCCUUAAUGUUUCAUAGGACCAGAAUUUGUGCAUGCACUGCUGCUCCCACAUUCUGCAAUUUAUUUUUAAAUCGCUUGCCGCUGGAGUCAUUGUACAUCACAUACGCCAGAGACCAUUAGAACAACCAGUAUUGAUUUUUGUUUUGUUUUGUUAUAUAUUUUUGUAGUGUCAGCAUACAAAAACUCAACCUAUCACACUUUAUUCUUUACUAUUUUAUACACUUUAUUUUCAUCUCAACACUACACAGACACUUUAACACUCAAUGGUGAGUCAGCUUUAGAUUACGAUCAAAUCUUUUUAUCCAUCCAAGCAUUACUUCUUCAUUCAUGUUAAGUCAUGUUUCUAACUAAAAAGAGGCGACUUUACCUUACAGAUCCUGCCAUGAUUUCUAACAUUCAGGAAGACUGCCAUUGAUGUAGAGUAGCGAGUAGCAUUCAGUAUACUUAAACAAACAUGGCCUUUAUAAACCGAUCCAUCUUCUGAAUUAUCGUGUAAGUCACCUGAGCUCAACAAUAGUUCAGAUCACUUUUUUUUUGCCUGUAGAUUUUUAAGAUCUUUGGAUUGUAUGUGUGCUUUGUUUUGUUUAUAUUAUUGGAGAAAAUUUGUUUUUAAAAGAAAUUUAGUUUUGGAGAGAUUUGGCAAACUCGUGUCUGGAUAUCCAACCAAUCCGAUACUGUUAAUAUAGUUUCAUGACAACAGAGUUGAGCCAUUUUUAAGACAGUUUUGUAUAGUUUUAUGACAGCCAUGCUUAACAAAAUCUUUCUAAAUAUUAACACGAGUUAGAUACUGUAAUAUGUAUCAUGAGAUGAAUUUAAAAAUCACCCUUUAUGGACAAUAAUAUUCUGUUCUGUAGUGGUUUAUCUAGAUUGUGUAUUCUUUUGUCACUGUGAAAGUUAUAUUACCUCGUUUUCCUCAUUCGGUUCAGAGCGAGUGGCGGUUUGCAGUAGAGUUUGACAUGUUUGUAAAUUUAUUCUGCUGGGUUCAGUAGUGCUGUGAAGGGGCAAAGUCACUUUUCCUUUUUUAUUUGUCAUGCUAAUGAAAACAUCAAAUGAUAAAGCCAAGCGAUCGCACUCCUCUUUCUGAGUUUUUAUUCAUAGUUUUUUUUUAAUCUGCUUAAUGUCCAUUUUGUUUAAUAAAAUCUUUGUAAAACUGAUUUAUUGUUUAUUUUGUUUUAGUAUGAGUAAAAUGCCCCGGCCACUUCUGUUUUCUCAUAGAAACAGAUUCAAUCAAACAGUAAUUUUAUUUAUUUAUAUAUUUUUUAAAACACUCAUUUUUAUGUUUGAUUAAUUCAGAACUAUUAAAGCCAUGUCAUGACAGGUUUAGAGCAUCAUAGACUGGUUAUGUGCUUUUGUAUGCAAUGUACUAUACUGUGUAUUGGACAAACAUUAUAGGAAAUUGUAUGGCAGGAUAAAGCUCAGAUGCGCUUUUCCUGUAGUGGGACAAAAGAUACACAAAUUAACCCCAAAUAUGCCAUUGACGAUAUGGGGAUUAUUUGGUAGUUUUAUACAUACUCUUUACACAUAAUUAACUGAGCAUGUUUAUGGUGCAUGUAUUUCCAAAUGUAAUAAAUGUAAUGUGACCCUGUUUCUCUCGAUGUUCUUUUAUUCCAUUAAAUAACGUGCUCAU